Messenger RNA from Leptosomus discolor (cuckoo roller), 394 nucleotides. The record is from RefSeq and is a predicted model, not a curated record. Lineage: Eukaryota; Metazoa; Chordata; Aves; Leptosomiformes; Leptosomidae.
AUGGCUCGGCUGUGGCUCCAUCUCUGCAUCUGCCUCCAGAUCCCAGGUUUCUGUACAAAUCUACUUUUAUUCCAGUCUCCACAGCAUAUUUUAGCCCAAGCUAACAGUAAAAUAGAAAUCCUCUGUGAGCUGAAGGAGAAUGCCGGGGUGUACUGGUACCGCUGGAGCCAGGAGGGGCAAAAUUUUGAGUUCUUGGUAUUUUCCAGUGUGUUGGGCAAAGCCACGUAUGGCGCAAACAUUGACCAGGACAAGUUUAGCGUCCAUGGGGCGAGUUCCCGCACCUCCUACAGCCUGCACAUCAGCCGCCUCCACGCCUCGGACAACGGCACCUAUUACUGCUCCAUCUUCCAGUCCUUCCAGCUCCUUGUGGGCAGUGGGACACAACUCGGUGUGG